This is a messenger RNA of Oryza sativa Japonica Group (Japanese rice), 2483 nucleotides long. Its product is annotated as probably inactive receptor-like protein kinase At2g46850. Gene Ontology annotation, biological process: protein phosphorylation; cell surface receptor signaling pathway. Gene Ontology annotation, cellular component: plasma membrane. Gene Ontology annotation, molecular function: protein serine/threonine kinase activity; ATP binding. NCBI's taxonomy places the organism in Eukaryota, Viridiplantae, Streptophyta, Magnoliopsida, Poales, Poaceae. The record is from RefSeq and is a predicted model, not a curated record.
GCCAAGCACCCAAUUAAGCUAGCUACCACGUACUGCACUAUGAACCAUGCGUGUGACGUGCUCAUAUCAUGUGCUACUGCCUAGUUGCACGCGCGUCCUGCUAGCUAGGUGCCUGCUAAUUAAGCUCGUUGCUCAACCAUCAGAAGCACGCAGAUGUGACUGACACUGAGACUCAAUCCGUGACAGCGCGAGUCGCUCGCGGCAUCCGCGUCGGCGUCGCCGGCUCGCCGCCACCCAUGUCCCCCCCUAUGCCGCUGCCACACCUCACUGUACUUCUCGUCCUCUUUGCGACGUCCGCCGCCCAGGCUGCCGCCGAUCGGAGCAGCAGCAGCAGCAGCUGUGGCGGUGGCGAACGCUGCGGCGAUCUCCUCCUCCCAUUCCCGUUCCACCUCAACUCCUCCUGCGUCUCCAGCACCACCAACUCUUCCUCACGCUUUCGCCUCUCCUGCGACACCACCAACGCCACGCUCACCCUGCCGCUCGGCUCGGCGACGUUCCGCGUCCUCGGCUUCCUCCCGUCGGGAUCGAUCCUCCUCGACUACGCCCCCGCCGCGUCGCCGUCGCCGUCGUCCCCGUGCGACCCCGCGUACGCCGCGUUCUCCCGCCCGUCCUCCCCGGCGGCCGCUCUCGAUGCCGCCGCGGCAUUCCUCGCCGUCACGCCGGCCAACGUUCUCCGCCUCUACGCCUGCGAGGACUCCUCCCUCUGCCGCGCUGGCUGCGAAGACGUUGCCACCUGCGGCCGCGGUGGCGCCGCCGCGGGCGCUAAGUCGGGGUGCUGCUAUCCGCUGUCCGACGGCAGCGUGUGGAAGCCCGGCGAUGGGCUUGGCGCCUUCGCGGAGUUCGGAUGCCGGGGGUUCUCGAGCUGGGUCAAGAACCGGUCGGCCGCCGCACCGGGUGUCGUGAGGGGGAUCGAGGUGGAGUGGGCGGUGCCCAAGGGCAGCGAGAUGGCGGCGUGCGCCGACGGUGCGGUCGCCGUCAAUGCCACGGCGGUGCGAGGCGGCGUGCGGUGCGCGUGCGCCGCGGGGCUCGUCGGCGACGGCUUCGCACAUGGCACCGGCUGCUCAAAAGGCACAUCGUGCAGCAAUUCUGGGCAGGCAAGUGACGGCAGGGAGUGUUGCCAGGGAAGGUUUUGCUCCAAGAAGUCAGUUGCUCUUGCCGGUUUCUUCGUUUCGCUCUUCUUCCUCGCGGCGGCCGUCUCGUUUUGGUUGUUCCUAAGGCAGCCUUCCAAGGACACCCUGUGGGACAUCGACCCGGCGUGCAUCCCCAAGAUCCUCGGUGGCGUGUGCAACGCGAGGCAGUUCACGUACGAGCAGCUGGACGAGGCGACCAAGAGGUUCGACGACAGCGAGAAGGCCGCCGUCAACGUGCAGGUGGACGGCGGCGGCACGGUCCACGCCGGCGUCCUCGACGACGGCACCGUGGUCGCGGUGCAGAGGAUCGGGUACGACACGGCAGAGAAGCUCAGGCUGGUCCUGGACAGGGUGGAGCUCCUCUCCGAGGUCUCGCACCGGAACAUCGCCCGCGUCGUCGGCUUCUGCUGCACCGCCGCCGCCGACUCCGGCACCGGCAACGCGCUGCUCCUGGUGCACGAGCACUUCGCCGGCGGCACGCUGGAGGACCACCUGCGGCAGGUGAAGGGCCGGCUCCUCAGCUGGUACCACCGCGUCAACAUCGCCAUCGAGCUCGCCAGCGCGCUCACGUACCUGCAGGCGCACGACACGGCCCCGACCUUCCUCCACGACCUCAAGUCCAGCGACGUCUUCCUCGACGACAACCUCACCGCCAAGAUCGCCGGCUACAAGCUCGCGAGGCCGGUCGCCUACUACUACUACGCGCCGUCGUACGACCACGACGUCGUGCGCAACUUCGGCCACCUCCUGAUCGAGCUACUGACGGGGAUGAGGCACCAGCACCCGUUCGACUCGGUGGCGCCCAAGGUGAGGGAAGGGAGGCUGCACGAGGUCAUCGACGUGACGCUCCUGGCGGGGAAGCAGCUGCCGGCGCCGAACGAGGACGUGAGGAAGGUGUUCGAGCUCGCCGUCGCGUGCCUGCUGAGCGCCGAGAACGGGCUCUGCAUGCUCGGCGUCGCCAAGGAGCUGAUGCAGAUCGUGAGGAACAACAUCGGGAGCAGCAGCAAGAUCGAGAUAUCCCUCGAGGAGACGUUCUCGAGCUCCAGCCUGCUGCAGAUGAUCUCCAUGUCGCCGGAGACGCUGCAUCACCAUCUUCCUUGAACGGAGAUCAAGCUAGCUGCUGCCUGAACUGCACACCGCCAUCUCCAUCUUCAUUCACCUUGAAUGGAAGAGGAUGAUGCCCGUGUUUAAGGUUCGGACCGAGCAAGUUUCACCGUCCCAGUGAAAGCCUGUAAAACAUUCAAAAUUGUCAAAAUUAGCCUGUCUACUGUACAAAUACUGCUGUGUAAUGUUCUUGUGCCAACGUUUUGUUGGCUUGUAUGAGUUCCAUGUAUUUGCUGCAAGCUUCCUCAA